CUGAUGUACAUGCACUGGAUGAACACCAUGGUGGGCUACUGCGGCCCCUUCAAGUAUGAGAGCGAGUACUGCCAGAAGCUGCGCAGCUACCUGGAGGCCAACCUGGCCUGGAUGGAGGAGCAGAUGGAGAAAGGGCAGGACACCGAGUACUGGCACCAGGUGCGCCUGGCCCUGCUGCAGCUGAAGGGGCUGGAGGACAGCUACAACGGGCGCCUGGACUUCCCCAGGGGCAGGAUCACCCUGGCACCCUUUGGCUUCCUGCUGCUGCAGCUGGGGGGUGACCUGGAGGACCUGGAGUCUGCCCUGAACCGCUCCUCCCCUCAGCGUGUGCUGGGCUCGGGCUCCUGCUCGGCCCUGGUGAAGCUGCUGCCAGGCCAGCGGGACCUGCUGGUGGCCCACGACACCUGGACCUCCUACCAGGCCAUGCUGCGCAUCAUCAAGAAGUACACGCUGCCCUUCCGCGCCUCGGCCGGCGGCAAAUCCCAGAUCCCUGGGAGUGUCCAGGUGUUCUCCUCCUACCCCGGCACCAUCUUCUCCAUGGAUGACUUCUACAUCCUCAGCAGCGGGUUGGUCACGCUGGAAACCACCAUUGGCAACAACAACCCGGCCCUGUGGAAGUACCUGGAGCCCCAGGGCAGCGUGCUGGAGUGGCUGAGGAACAUCGUGGCCAACAGGCUGGCCCGUAGCGGGCCCGAGUGGGCUGCGGUGUUCCAGCGCUUCAACAGCGGCACGUACAACAACCAGUGGAUGGUGGUGGACUACAAUGCCUUCACACCGGGCAGAGCGAGCCCGCCGCCAGGCGUGCUGACCGUGCUGGAGCAGAUCCCGGGCCUGGUGGUGGUGGCUGACCAGACAAAGCUGCUGUACCAGCAGGGAUACUGGGCCAGCUACAACGUGCCGUACUUUGAGCAGGUCUUCAACACCAGUGGGAACCUGGAGCUGGUGAGGAAAUACGGUGACUGGUUCACCUAUGACAAGAACCCUCGUGCCCAGAUCUUCCGCCGGAACCAGACGCAGGUCCACGACCUGGACUCCAUGAUCCGCCUGAUGCGGUCCAACAACUACCUGCAGGACCCCCUGUCGCGGUGCAGGGGCUGUGACCCCCCCCAGAACGCCGGGCUGGUGGCAGUCAGUGGCCCCGCGUGGGAUGACGUGCCACCCUUCCGCUGGAGCACGUCCCCCUGCAGCUCCCUGCUGCACAUGGGCCACCCCGACCUCUGGACCUUCCCCCCAGUCAAGGUCCACUGGGACUGAGCAGGCGCUGGUCCUGUCCGUCCAUCUGUCCUGUGGGGGAUCCCUCUGAGGCGUUUCAGCCCUGUCAACAGGGUCCCCCCUGUUCUUUCUGCCUCUGGGGAUCCUGGCUGUGCUGCACAAGCCCAGUGUGUCCCCUCCCUGCUGUGGGGCUCUCCAGGCUCUUCCCUGGGUGCUGAUGCCUGGUUUGGGGGGCUCUCCCUGGAAAAGGGGCAUCCUGGGAGGCUGGGGCUUGCCCCCAGUGUGGACAGGAGGGCAGUGAGCUGGUUUGGCUGUGGUAAAUAAUAAAGUGCUCUGUGCUGGUGGCUGUGCUUUGCCCUCU
Zonotrichia albicollis (white-throated sparrow) is the source of this 1573-nucleotide messenger RNA. The record is from RefSeq and is a predicted model, not a curated record. Lineage: Eukaryota; Metazoa; Chordata; Aves; Passeriformes; Passerellidae.